UCGGGCGGCCAUGUUUGUUUAUGACGAGAACGCGUGCCGAGAGGAUCACUCAGCCGGCGUCUGCGAGAAUUUUGCAUUUUUAGUAACAAAAACUAGGCAAAAUGUCGUACAAGGGUCCGCAAAAGGUGCAGAAGGUGAUGGUGCAGCCCAUCAACCUAAUUUUCCGCUACCUCCAGAACAGAUCGCGCGUCCAGGUCUGGCUUUACGAGAACGUCAACCUCAGGCUAGAAGGUCACAUAGUAGGCUUUGAUGAGUACAUGAAUUUGGUGCUGGACGACGCAGAGGAGGUCAACAUCAAGAACAAAGGACGGAAAACACUAGGCAGGAUAAUGCUGAAGGGCGACAACAUCACUCUCAUCCAGAACGUCAACCCUGUGGAAUAGUGCGGGAAAAAUUUUGUCUCGCGGGACUGUACAUAAAUAUUGCGAUUGUCAAUGUGACCUGCGCGAACUCUUUAUUGUUCCUAGAUGUAAGACGAAACAAAUUUGAUCAUUUUGAAAGAAAUGCAUUUUCUAUUAUGGAUUUUUAGCUUAAUCGAUGACAUUCGAUAGCUGCCUAUGUUCGUAAUUUCCCUCUGUACCAUUACUUGUCGUCAAUAAACAUGAUCAACAUAAA
Messenger RNA from Neocloeon triangulifer, 615 nucleotides. It is a transcript of the gene SmE, whose product is annotated as probable small nuclear ribonucleoprotein E. Gene Ontology annotation, molecular function: RNA binding. The transcript has 2 exons. Gene Ontology annotation, biological process: mRNA splicing, via spliceosome; spliceosomal snRNP assembly. NCBI's taxonomy places the organism in Eukaryota, Metazoa, Arthropoda, Insecta, Ephemeroptera, Baetidae. Bases 102 to 383 code for a protein of 93 amino acids. Gene Ontology annotation, cellular component: U4/U6 x U5 tri-snRNP complex; U2 snRNP; U1 snRNP. The record is from RefSeq and is a predicted model, not a curated record.